AUGAGACUCGAAGUCGCCAAGAGGUUCGAGCAAGUCGGCUCAGUACUUGUCCAUGAUCUCCAGCGCAUUCUGGAGAUGGACGCUGGGUACGGCCACAGCACUCCCUUCAGUCAGACCGUCUCCCAGGACAAGCUCUUCGCUAUCGAAUCCAAGAUGGCCAUCAUCAUCCUCUGCAUGAACGAAAAGCCCAACGUCAUUGACGACCUCUUCGCCGGCAUCCCUCACGGCUGCACAAUCAUAUUCGUCUCCAACAGCAGCCGAGGAGAACACGGCGGAGUCGACAACUACAGAAUAGAAGUCAGUCUUCUGAAGAACUUCUGCCGCCUGACAGGACGCCAGGCCAUCGCCAUCCACCAGAAAGACCCAGCCGCCGCGGAAGCAUUCGAAGCCGCAGGCGCACCCGAUCUCAUCGACCCAUCCACUGCCAUCCCAACAAUCCGCAACGGAAAGGGUGAGGGAAUGCUCAUGGGCAUGACCCUCGCCGCCAUGCAGGGCUGCGAGUACCUCGGCUUCAUCGACGCCGACAACUACAUCCCCGGCUCCGCCUUCGAGUACUGCAAGUCCUUCGCCUCGGGGCUCUACCUCGCCCAGUCAGCCGACGCCAUGGUCCGCAUAUCCUGGGGCUCGAAGCCCAAGUACCGCGACAACGAAUGGGUCUUUGAGCGCCGCGGGCGGUGCUCCGAGGUCGUCAACGGGUGGCUGAACCGGCUCCUCGAGGAGAUCUACCGAGAAACUGGCAACGACAGCACGUACACCAACAUUAUUGAGACCGGCAACGCGGGCGAGCACGCAAUGACAAUGGCGCUGGCCACGAAGAUGGAGAUGGCCGGUGGCUUCGCCGUGGAGCCGUACGAGUACAUCUUCCUGCUGGAGCAGAUGGGGAAGAGCGGCGAUGCGAAGGCUGCGGCCGCGAGUCUGGUGCACAUCCACCAACACAUGACUCGCAACCCGCACUUGCACGACAACAAGGGCACUGGCCACGUGGGGGAUAUGCAGUCCCAGGGGCUGAAUGUGAUCUACCAUUCGCCGCUUACUCCGGAGGGGAUGAAGAAGGACUUGCUGGAGGAGAUGAUUGAGAAGGGGUUGCUGCAACAGGGAGAGACGCCGAGGAAGGAGAGGGUGUAUCCAGCCAUCAAGGAUUUGGACUUGAGGAAGCUUGACAGAGUGUUUGAAAACGCCAAAAGGCUUCAGAUAAGCACACAACAACCACAGAGGAAGACCUGGCUUUGA
This is a messenger RNA of Colletotrichum chrysophilum, 1230 nucleotides long. RefSeq lists its product as uncharacterized. Bases 1 to 1230 code for a protein of 409 amino acids. Gene Ontology annotation, cellular component: cytoplasm. The record is from RefSeq and is a predicted model, not a curated record. Gene Ontology annotation, molecular function: mannosyl-3-phosphoglycerate synthase activity. The transcript has a single exon. Lineage: Eukaryota; Fungi; Ascomycota; Sordariomycetes; Glomerellales; Glomerellaceae. Gene Ontology annotation, biological process: mannosylglycerate biosynthetic process.